Messenger RNA from Aspergillus fischeri NRRL 181, 1353 nucleotides. RefSeq lists its product as uncharacterized. The coding region runs from base 1 to 1353 and encodes 450 amino acids. The transcript is spliced from 3 exons. The record is from RefSeq and is a predicted model, not a curated record. Lineage: Eukaryota; Fungi; Ascomycota; Eurotiomycetes; Eurotiales; Aspergillaceae.
AUGGAAACAAACAGAACCGAAGACUUCCCUUCGCACUGGAAAGCAACACUCCUCGGCGAAGCUUUCUGGAAAGACGCAGAGCGGUUCAACCAGCCCAUCAACGACAGCAUCGAAGCCACUUUACAUUUACAUUUGAGGUUUCCUUUCAACCUGACUCCUGCAAGACUCCCGCCUAUCGAGGACGUUGCGAAGGAAGUAGAGGUCCAAAAAAAGCAACGCCGUCGCUUUAGCAUGAGCGACGCGCUGGGUUUCAACUCGUUCUCCAGCGCUCGAAGUUCACUCUCUCAAAGCCGUUUCUUCGAUCUGGGCAAAAGCUCGCGCUCACGCUCUCAAUCUCGCUCCCCAACCCGAGCCCCGAGUAUCUCGUCAGAAACCCGCCGUCGCCGCUUCCGCACCCCCUUCAAUAUGGCAAGUAGCAAGAGGAACGAGAAGAUCGAGUCCGUCCUGGCUACCCCGACCCCCCUGGAGCCAGGCACACCAGCAAGACCUCUCAUAUACUUCCGCGGCGGAGCAACCUGGAACCACCUCCCGAAGGACCUGACUGCAUUAGGAAUCGAUGUCUUCUGGCCCGUCAAAGAGGGCCAGGACGUCGAGGAGAACAUGCUCAACAUUGAAGAAAUGGCUCCACUUUGCCAGUUUCGCAACCUGCGCACGCUGAAAAUCACGGGGAUGAUGCAGUCGUACCAGAAGUAUAUCUGGCAGGCCGCCUGGCUCAAUACCGAGCUCGAGGAGCUAGAGCUGGGGAUGGCGCUUGAGCCUAGGAUCCGCCGUAGGGCUAGUAAGAGAUGGCCCUAUAUCAAGGGCGGCUGGAUGCUUGAUGGAGCACAUCACAGCGAGCCAGUCUACUACGGCCAUGCAGGCGAUGGAACCCUCGACCCCAAAAUCGGAGCCGGCGAGUACCUCGACAAAACUGCCAUUGAGAAAGCCAAAGUCCGCGCCAUGGUCAUGGGCCGUACGCUGAACCGCCUCUCCAUCAAGACGCUGACCCUGACCGGCUUCGUGGUCGAUGCUGACCCCUUCAUCCACUGGUUUGACCCCAAGCAUCUCAAAUGCAUAAACUUCAAGGAUUUUUGCGUUGAUGCCGGCUUCUACCUGCCCUGGCCGAUGAGGAAGGUGGCGAUCCACUACCCGCGCGAUGUAUCGAUGGAGCCGGUGCCCGCUCGCAGGAUCGACCCGCUCAGAGAGUUGAAGGUUAUCGAGCUAAAGGGCGGGAAGAAAGUUGGGGAAAUGCCGUUCCGUGGUUCUGAGAGCCUUAAGCAGCUUCCUCUGCGGAACCCGUUCCGGAGGAAGGCUUCCGUGAAGAAGCGAGACACAGAUGGAGAGAUGUAUCAGGGAAGAAAGGCUAAUCAUUAG